Messenger RNA from Sapajus apella (tufted capuchin), 1101 nucleotides. It is a transcript of the gene NAA10, whose product is annotated as N-alpha-acetyltransferase 10, NatA catalytic subunit. Gene Ontology annotation, molecular function: protein-N-terminal-glutamate acetyltransferase activity; protein N-terminal-serine acetyltransferase activity. The record is from RefSeq and is a predicted model, not a curated record. NCBI's taxonomy places the organism in Eukaryota, Metazoa, Chordata, Mammalia, Primates, Cebidae. Bases 331 to 1038 code for a protein of 235 amino acids. Gene Ontology annotation, biological process: N-terminal peptidyl-glutamic acid acetylation. The transcript is spliced from 8 exons. Gene Ontology annotation, cellular component: NatA complex.
GCCGCGCCGAGGGAGGGGCCGGCUCCAGCUCCGGGGCUGUGCCCGCCCCGCCCCGCCCCGCCCCCGGGCCCGCCCAUCGCUGAUCGGCUGCUUGCAUUGGCCCGCCCCGCGCACUGGCCUGUCCCGGGCAUUGGCCAGCGGCCGGGAGGACUGGCCCAGCUGCCGUGCACUUCCGGCCGGUGGCCGGCCCGGGGCGCACCGCCCCUUCCGCUGCCGCCCAGCUAACCCAGCCCCGGUCCCAGCCUCCGCCGUCCCGGCGUCGCUUCGGAGCGCGGCGGCAGCUGACUGCGCCUUCACGAUCCGCUGGGACCCGCGAGCCCCGCCGCCGUUAUGAACAUCCGCAAUGCGAGGCCGGAGGACCUGAUGAACAUGCAGCACUGCAACCUCCUCUGCCUGCCCGAGAACUACCAGAUGAAAUACUACUUCUACCAUGGCCUCUCCUGGCCCCAGCUCUCUUACAUUGCUGAGGACGAGAAUGGGAAGAUUGUGGGGUAUGUCCUGGCCAAAAUGGAAGAGGACCCAGAUGAUGUGCCCCAUGGACAUAUCACCUCAUUGGCUGUGAAGCGUUCCCACCGGCGCCUCGGUCUGGCACAGAAACUGAUGGACCAGGCCUCUCGAGCCAUGAUAGAGAACUUCAAUGCCAAAUACGUCUCCCUGCAUGUCAGGAAGAGUAACCGGGCCGCCCUGCACCUCUAUUCCAACACCCUCAACUUUCAGAUCAGUGAAGUGGAGCCCAAAUACUAUGCAGAUGGGGAGGAUGCCUACGCCAUGAAGCGGGAUCUCACCCAGAUGGCCGACGAGCUGAGGCGGCACCUGGAGCUGAAGGAGAAGGGCAGGCACGUGGUGCUGGGCGCCAUCGAGAACAAGGUGGAGAGCAAAGGCAGUUCACCUCCGAGCUCAGUAGAGGCCUGUCGGGAGGAGAAGGGCCUGGCUGCCGAGGAUAGUGGUGGGGACAGCAAGGACCUCAGCGAGGUCAGCGAGACCACAGAGAGCACAGAUGUCAAAGACAGCUCAGAGGCCUCCGACUCGGCCUCCUAGAGCCUGCCCCAUCCCUUCCUCACCCCACGAGCUUUCACAAUAAAUUUGCUCCGUGGCACUGGG